Molecule: messenger RNA, 1107 nt
Organism: Exophiala dermatitidis NIH/UT8656
Lineage: Eukaryota; Fungi; Ascomycota; Eurotiomycetes; Chaetothyriales; Herpotrichiellaceae
Exons: 1
Coding region: 1-1107 (368 amino acids)
Biological process (GO): mitochondrial protein processing; protein quality control for misfolded or incompletely synthesized proteins
Cellular component (GO): mitochondrial inner membrane
Molecular function (GO): metalloendopeptidase activity
Source: RefSeq, a predicted model, not a curated record
AUGUUCACGUCGAGAGUAGGGUUAAGGGUCGCGGGCAGAGCAGCGCGGUUCAGUCCAAAACCAACCUUCCCAUUCCAGCGAGUCCCGCACUUCCAACCACGCCGCACUUUCUACGAGCGACCGCGAUAUACACGCUUCGGGGAGAGACGUAGCAACUAUCAGCAACAACAAUGGAGCAACUUCGGCCCUAUGCUUAGGGCGCAAUACCUAUGGAGGACUUACCAAAGGCCCAUCAUCAUUGCCGGCACAGGAGGUGCUGUCUUCUACGUCUACAACCUUGAGGAAGUGCCCAUAACGCACCGGCGACGCUUCAACAUCUUGUCACCAGACACGGAAAAGCAAUUGAGCGAAGGCGCAUAUGAGCAGACGCUUCAGCAGUACAGGGGCAAAAUCCUCCCGGCCAACCACCCACUGACGAAACUCGUGGCUCGUGUUACCGAACGGUUACUUCCCACAACCGGUGGUCUUGCAGGCGACGACUGGCGAGUCCAUGUCAUUGAUGAUCCGAACAUGCAAAAUGCGUUUGUUGUCCCUGGAGGCAAAGUCUUCGUCUUUACAGGCAUCCUGCCCAUCUGCGAGACCGAAGCGGGGGUGGCCACGGUAUUAGGCCAUGAAAUCGCCCAUAACGUUGCCCACCACAUGGCGGAGAGGCUUUCAAGAUCCAGCAUCACGCUCAUUGCUUCGAUCCUCUUCAGUCUGAUCUUCCAAGUGGACACUCGCUUCUCGAACUCAGUGGUUGACCUCCUCCUUGAGCUCCCGAACUCCCGGACUCAGGAAACAGAAGCAGACCACAUUGGUCUGCUCAUGAUGGCGGAAGCUUGCUAUGACCCUCGUGAAGCAGUCGCUUUUUGGGAACGAAUGAAGGCAUCCGAGAAAGUCUCUAUUCCCCAGUUCAUGUCCACCCAUCCAAGUCAUUAUGACCGCGUCAACCACAUCAAGAAAUGGCUUCCUGAUGCACAAACCAUAUAUGUGGACAAGGGCUGCGCUGACCUCAGCGGAUUUGCAAAUGAUUUCAGACGCACGAUAAGGUCACAACAACCAAGAAGCAGCCAGGUACAUGUGCAGCAACCGAGGAUGCGUGGCCGUGGUGAUGAUGACUACUUCUAA